This is a messenger RNA of Hemicordylus capensis (graceful crag lizard), 4077 nucleotides long. It is a transcript of the gene COG3, whose product is annotated as component of oligomeric golgi complex 3. NCBI's taxonomy places the organism in Eukaryota, Metazoa, Chordata, Lepidosauria, Squamata, Cordylidae. Gene Ontology annotation, cellular component: COG complex; cis-Golgi network; membrane. The record is from RefSeq and is a predicted model, not a curated record. Bases 410 to 2608 code for a protein of 732 amino acids. Gene Ontology annotation, biological process: intracellular protein transport; Golgi organization; intra-Golgi vesicle-mediated transport. The transcript has 23 exons.
CGCAGGCAGAGGUGAGGUGGGAGGAGAAAGAGGGAGGAGGAGGAAAGCGGGCUGGGUUGGGGGCGGGGAGGUGGCGGCGGUAUGCCCCUCCCCUGGCUUGCCAGGGACAGCAGAAACUUGUGCGUCGCAUGGGCAGCAGGGGAAAGGGGCAGAAAAAGGCACAAGCAGCCUGUUGCAGCAUGGGCAAGAGUGAGGGCUGUACAGCUGCUAGAAACUGCUCUGCGGGGAGGCCUGGGAUUUUGUGCACAGGCGCGCAGCCGCGCACCUUAGAGGGAACAUGUAACCGCAUACUUUGCUUCCCAUUGAAGAUUUAAGCAGUCUCGGGCAACAAUCAUUAACCGUAACACUGUCAGCCACAGUGCCAGAAUCCACAGAGGAUAUCCUCUUGAAAGGGUUCUCUGCUUUGGGUAUGGAGAAUGAAAGAAUUGAAACAGCACAGCAGUUUUUCUCAUGGUUUGCUCAGCUCCAUACCCAGAUGGAUCAAGAUGAGGAGACUAAGUACAGGCAGGCAAGGGCUUAUCUGUCUGGAUUUGAAGAGCAGUGUGAUGCUAUAUUGAAUGAUGUUAACAGUGCUCUUCAGCACCUGGAGUCAUUACAGAAGCAAUAUCUCUUUGUCUCAACCAAAACAGGAACGUUGCAUGAAGCCUGUGAACAGCUAUUGAAAGAGCAGUCAGAAUUUGUGGACCUGGCAGAAAAUAUCCAGCAGAAAUUGUCCUAUUUUAAUGAACUGGAAAAUAUUAACACAAAACUGAAUUCUCCUACAUUGUCUGUCAACAGUGAAGGUUUCAUCCCUAUGCUGGCUAAACUAGAUGAUUGUAUUGCAUAUAUUUCAUCACAUCCAAGCUUUAGAGAUUAUCCUGUAUAUUUGACAAAGUUUAAACAAUGCCUAUCUAAAGCUAUGCAUCUCAUGAAAACAUAUACUGUGAAUACACUACAGAACCUCACAAACCAGUUAACUAAAAGGGACCCUUCUGUUGUGCCAAAUUCAGACAAUGCCUUCACAUUAUUUUAUGUAAAGUUCAGAACUGCGGCUCCCAAAGUGAGAACCAUUAUUGAACAAAUAGAACAGCGAGCUGAGAAAAUGCCAGAGUACCAGCAACUGCUAAAUGAAAUCCAUCAAUGUUACCUUGAUCAGAGGGAGCACUUACUGGGUCCUAGUAUUACUAGUACUGUAACAGAAUUAACUAAUCGGAACAACAGAGAUCAUUGUGCUCUGAUACGAAGUGGCUGUGCCUUUAUGGUCCAUGUGUGCCAGGAUGAACAUCAGCUGUACAAUGAGUUCUUCACAAAACCAACACCAAAACUGGAUGAACGUCUGGAGAAAUUGUGUCUGUCAUUAAACGAUGUCUUCAGGCCAUUGAUCAUCCAUGUAAUCCACUUAGAAACUUUGUCAGAGCUCUGUGGGAUUCUCAAAAAUGAAAUGCUUGAAGAUCAUGUACAAAACAAUGUGGAACAUCUGGCUGCUUUUGCUGCUGUAGUUCAGCAAAUGUUGGAAGAUGUCCAAGAGCGUUUGGUCUACAGGACACACAUCUACAUUCAGACUGACAUUGUAGGGUACAAGCCUGCUCCAGGAGAUCUUGCUUAUCCUGCUAAGUUGGAAAUGAUGGAGCAAAUUGCACAAAGCUUAAAAGAAGAGGAGGAGAAGUUGCCUGCAGAUGCUUCACUCUCUGAUAUGAAGUUGGAAGAUCCAGAGAGCUGCACUGUGGUAAAACUUGAUAUGCUGGAAUCGUCCAAUCCUAGACUUCAUACCACAAUUUCACCUGCAGAUCUCCAUGGAAUGUGGUAUCCCACUGUCAGAAGGACCCUUGUCUGUCUCUCCAAGCUGUACAGAUGUAUUGAUAGGGCAGUGUUCCAAGGAUUGUCACAGGAAGCCUUAUCUGCCUGCAUACAGUCCUUACUAGUAGCUGCAGAUUCCAUUGCCAAAAACAAGACCCAGAUCAAUGGACAACUUUUCUUAAUAAAACACCUUUUGAUUCUUCGUGAACAAAUUGCUCCUUUCCACACUGAAUUCACCAUUAAGGAAAUUUCCCUGGACCUUAAGAGAACUAGAGAUGCUGCAUUUAAAAUCCUGAAUCCUAUGACAGUUCCACAUUUAUUUAGACUAAGUAGCAACAAUUCGCUGAUACAAUUCUUACUGGAGGGCACUCCAGAGAUCAGAGAACAUUAUAUUGACUCUAAGAAGGAUGUAGAUCGGCAUUUGAAGUCCGCCUGUGAGCAGUUCAUUCAACAGCAAACCAAACAGUUUGUAGCACCUCUGGAAGAAUUCCUGACAAAGGUUUCUGCACUGAAGUCAAUGGCUACUCAAGGGGGCCCCAAGUACAACCUCUUACAGCAGCCUUGGGCGCAACCAGCAAAGGUCAAUGACUUGGUGUCUUCAACAUACAAGACAAUAAAAACAAAACUGCCAGCAACACUACGGAGCAUGUCCUUGUAUCUGUCUAAUAAGGAUACUGAGUUCAUUUUGUUCAAGCCAGUUAGGAACAAUAUUCAGCAAGUAUUUCAGAAGCUACAUGCUCUAUUAAAAGAAGAAUUUAGUAAUGAAGAUCUCCAGAUAGUCGCUUGCCCUUCAAUGGAGCAGGUCAAUCUCCUUUUGUCAAUGACCAAAUAGUCUGAUCGUUGAGCUCUGAAAAGCCUCUUUGAAUUUUGCGUGACAAGCAUGACAAAGUCAUAGCAAAGACCGAAGCAAGACAAACUACUUUCUGUGCCAUCCUCUGUCCAAGAUUGCAGUGCUGCUGGUGCAUCUUUUUGCUGAAGCAGAAUAACUGCUGAACAUUCAGUACAAGCUUCAGAUCUUAUUACUGCUGUCACCACCUACCUAGUUACCUAGAAUGAAAAUAUCUGCUGGAAUGAAAAGCUUCUCUCCCUGCCAUCCCCGCUCCCCACCCCCAUUUUCUAUAUAGCAUAUAUCUGCUUUUUCAGGGGAUGUGUUGAAAAUUAUAUUCAAGAACACAAAUUUUAAAUGUCUGGAACUAAGUGUGUUUUUGAACAGAAAGUUAGAUAUGGUUGACCAACAGGAACUUUCCAAAGUAUGUGUACACUCCUUCUACCAAUGCAGUGGAUGCUAGAAAUGGUUUUAUAGGUUCUUCUGUGACCUGGAACUUGUUUCUUGAGGCAGAGUUAUCAUUCUUCAGCCUGACUGUGCCUUAUUUGUCAUAUUCUUGCUUGUGGCAAUGUUACAUUAUGCUUUUUGGUUUGCACCAUGCACUGGUUUGACGUCAUCUGUUUAGAAGCUCAGAUGGCAAGCUUUUAAAGCACAGAAAACAGGAGGCUAGUCGGUACCAAUAGGCAGCCACAGUGAUGGCCACGGAAGAGUUGUGAUGUCCACUGAAUGUGUUGAGUAAUAAAAGCUAACACCUAAUUACGUACUUGAAGAAAAAGUCUUCUUCAUGCUGAAAGAGAGGGUGGGGUAUAUUUAUCUCAUGUCUUAAGUUGCUACAUUUUUAAAAUGGUGGAAGACUUGGGACUUGUGUUAGGAUUUUGCUUUUAUUCCUCAAUACAUUGGAUUUGGACAGAGUAAGUCUCUCUCUCUCUCUCUCUCUCUCUCUCUCUCUCUCUCUCUCUCUCUCUCUCUCUCCCCCCCUCCCUCCGCCCUCUUCUUUUUUCUUUGCUAUGCAUCAUUCAUGUAAAUGUUCAGAGUUACCACAAGCAGCCUACCCUUUGUCAGAGACCAGUGAUACCUACUGAACCAUUAGUAACUUAGGUAAUAGAAGAGCUAUCAAUGCAAAACAAAUCUGUUUUAUGUUGUGAUAUCUUCUGUAGACAUUUUCUUUUAAUAAGGUUUUCCAAGCAGAUGAGUACAUGAUUACUAUAUGAAGUUACGGUGUAUUUUAAUCACAUGUCUUGAGGGGGUUGAAAUCUGGUGACUAAAUCUUUUCACUUCUAAAAUAGAAUAUCUUGAAGAAAAUUACCCAGUAAUCUCAUUAUACAAUGUUUGUGCUAAUUGCAGAGUUGUAUAAAACUGUACAGUUUAUAUUCACAUAUAAAUAUAGUGUACAUAAUUUAAAACAGAUUAUUUGACUAGAGUUCCUGUUUUAAUGUGUGUGUAUUUUUUAAUAAAAGCUUUGCUUUCUUACUCUG